AUGUCACUGAGUUCCUGGAGACAAUUCCAACUUUUCGAAAAUAUUCCCAUAAAAGAUCCCAAUUUUGGGGGAAAUUCCUUAUUGUACUCGGAUCCAACCCUUUGCGCAGCAGCGAUAGUGGAUCCUCAAACUUUAGUCAUAGCUGUGAAUUCGAACCUUAUAAAAGUAGUAAAGCUAAGUCAAGCACAAGUAAUUCACGAGUUUCAAUCUUUCCCUCAUGACUUUCAAAUCACUUUCCUUAAAGUCAUUGACGGUGAAUUUUUAGUAGCUUUGGGUGAAUCAAUUGGCAAACCCUCCCUAAUAAGAGUGUAUAAAUUAGAGAAAUUGCCAACUAGAGAACAAGUAUAUCAUUCGCAAGUGGAGUUGAAAAAUGGUAAUAAUACGUAUCCCAUCUCAGUUGUUUCUAUAUCGAAUGAUCUUUCAUGUAUUGUGGUUGGAUUUAUCAACGGAAAAAUCAUACUUAUUAGGGGUGACAUACCAAGAGACAGAGGAUCUCAACAAAGAAUUAUAUAUGAAGACCCGAGUAAAGAACCAAUAACAGCUUUAUUUCUUAACAAUGACGCAACUGCUUGUUUCGCAGCUACGACUUCAACUAUUCUUUUGUUCAACACCACCGGAAGAAACAAAGGUCGCCCAAAUUUGGUUUUGAAUCCUAAAAAUGGGUUAGAUCUGAACUGUGGAGCUUUCAACCCAGCAACAAACGAAUUUAUCUGUUGCUUGAGCAACUUUAUUGAAUUUUUCAACACUAGUGGAAAAAAACAUCAAUUCGCAUUUGAUCUCUCACUGAGAAAGAGAAUAUUUUGUGUAGACAAAGAUCAUAUUUUAGUUGUAACUGAAGAAACAGGUGGUCCAACUACUUCCAUAAGUGUCAAUGAACUAUCGCCCACGAUAAUCAACCGAAUAUUUAUCAUUGAUGCCAAAAAUAAAAUCAUUUCAUUAAACUUUGUUGUUUCUAGUGCAAUUAUUGAUAUAUUUUCCACCUCUCAAAACGGUAAAAAUAUAACUUACCUAUUGACCUCCGAAGGAGUAAUGCACAGGAUAGCUACAAAACCAUUAGAAAAUCAAAUUAGCAUCAUCAUCCAGAAAGAACUCUACCCAUUUGCUCUACAAUUGGCAAAACAAAAUUCAUUGCCCUCUUUAGACAUUCAGGAAAUCCACAAAAAAUAUGGUGAUUAUCUUUUCAAGAAGGGCCUCAAAAAGGAGGCAACAGAGCAAUACAUUCAGUGCUUAGAUGUUGUAGAAACUAGCGAAGUGAUUUCCAAGUUCGGUGUCAAGGAAGUUCCUGAUCCUGAAAGUAUGAAAAAUUUGGCUGAUUACCUAUGGUCUUUGAUCAAGAAUGCUAUUUCUCAACGUGACCACAUUACUCUAUUACUAAUUGUUUUGAUAAAGCUGAAAGAUGUUGAUGGAAUUGAUACUUUCAUCCAGCACUUUGAUAGAAAUGGCAACUGGAAUGAAAGCGUUGUGGUGAAUGAUAUGGAUGAUGUAACAUUCUUUUAUUCAGAUAACGAUUUUUUUGACCUAGACUUGAUCUUGGAGCUUAUGAAAGAGUCUGAUUUUAAACGCCUUUCAUACAGGCUUGCAAAAAAGUUUUCAAAAGAUUCCUUAAUCAUAGUUGAUAUUUUAACGAAUCUGUUGCAUAAUCCUAUGAAAGCUGUAAAGUAUAUAAAGAGUUUACCAAUCGAUGAAACCCUAAGAUGCCUUGUAACUUAUUCAAAGAAAUUACUAGAAGAAUUACCCAAUGAAACCAAUGCUCUACUGAUUGAAGUAUUUACAGGAAAGUUCAGACCAUCCACCUUUGAAGUAGAAUUAGACCGUAAAGACACAACAGGCGAUUUUUCCGAGAGCAUCAAAACAGUAUUUUACAGUUACAAAACUUUCUUUAGUUACAUGAAUUCCAAUGUCAAAUCGGAUACAAUAAGUGAAUCUUUUGAGUCACCUGAAGAAUAUGAAGAACCUACUUAUCAUCCACCGAAACCAUCCAUUGUUUUCAGCUCAUUCGUUUCAAAACCUUUUGAGUUUGUCGUUUUUUUAGAAGCUUGCUUGGCAUGCUACCAGCAGUACGAAGGAUUUAAUGAGGACAGACAAGUAAUUCUAACAACGUUAUAUGACUUGUAUUUAAACUUAGCCCAAGAGGAUGUGCCUGAGCGCAUAGAUGAUUGGCGUUCAAGAGCGGCUGGUGUAUUGAGCGAGAGUAACAAGUUGGUUAACUCUACUUUUAAUAAUACUGCCGAGAAAGGCGUGGAUAACUCAUUAAUGCUAUUGAUUUCUCAUAUGGAUCAAAAUAGUACUUCAGCAAAAAGUAAAACCAAAACCACUGACAUAGCAUCAUUUGCCAACGAUAAUUCUGAAAUGGAUUUAUUAGGAACGUUCAGGGCAAUGACGUUAAAUGAAGAACCAAAUACAUGCCUAGAAUUUCUAGAAAUGUAUGGAGCGGAAGAACCCAAGCUUUUACAAGUCGCAUUAAAUUACUUUGUUUCCAAUAAACUUAUCUUCAAGGAGAUGGGAGGUAACGAAGUGCUGAAAAAAAAGGUGUUAUUACCUAUUAUAGAAGGGGAAAGGAUGUCAUUGCUCGAUAUAAUCAAAACACUUUCUCGUACAAAUGUUGUUCAGUUUGGGAUGAUACAAGAUAUCAUUAUCGACCAUGUUAAAAGCGAAGAUAUAGAAAUUAAAAGAAACGAAAAAUUAAUUGAAUCUUACGAUAAAGAGCUAAAGGAGAAAAAGGAGAAGUUGAAGAAUAUCGUAAACUCUGAUCAACCUAUUCACGUACCACUGAAGAAUCAAACAUGUUUCAUGUGCAAUUUGACUUUAGACGUUCCUGUAGUAUUUUUCAAGUGUGGACAUAUCUACCAUCAACAUUGUCUAAAUGAAGAAGAGGACACUUUAAAAAACGAAAGAAAGCUUUUCAAAUGCCCCAAAUGCUUGGUGGAGUUAGAAACUUCUAACAAACUUUUUGAAGCUCAGCAAGAAGUAGUUGAGAAGAACGAUCUUUUGGAUUUUGCAUUGAACAGUGAAGAAGGUGGUAAAGAUCGCUUCAAAGUAAUAACAGAGUUUUUGGGUAGAGGAGCCAUUAGUUAUUCUGACAUCACUAUUUGA
Molecule: messenger RNA, 3093 nt
Organism: Saccharomyces mikatae IFO 1815
Lineage: Eukaryota; Fungi; Ascomycota; Saccharomycetes; Saccharomycetales; Saccharomycetaceae
Gene: PEP5
Product: tethering complex subunit PEP5
Exons: 1
Coding region: 1-3093 (1030 amino acids)
Biological process (GO): intracellular protein transport; vacuole organization; vesicle-mediated transport
Cellular component (GO): HOPS complex; endosome
Molecular function (GO): protein-macromolecule adaptor activity; protein binding
Source: RefSeq, a predicted model, not a curated record